AGGAAGGAAACGAACCCUUUGGAAUUAUGUAAUAAAAAUAAAGGGUUGUAUAGAAAAAGUAAAAAAAAAAAUUAGGAAAUGAAUUUCAAAUUCCCAUGUUCAUAAGGCGGAAAAGAAGUAUUCGGAGUGGAAGUAAAAUACUAAACCUUAAUGCUGGUAAUUUGAUUUAAAUACGAGUGAUCUAGUCAUGUCGACUUCAGGAUUUUCUACCACAGCAAUGACGAACUCUGAAUGUACUACCAUGGACUUAACCACACCAGUUUAUACCACAAUCUCCCAGAACAAUAUAAAGGUCGUGUAUUUACCCAGCUCGGUGCUUAUUUGUACCUACGUAAGUUGUUCUCUGUCGAUCUUAGGAGCAAUUAUUAUAUUUGUGACAUACUGUACAGUUCAAGAAGCAAAGAACCAGACCCGCCGUCUGCUCAUCUAUUUGACGAUUGCUGACUUCAAGUUUACGAUACCCGUGGUGAUUACAUUGGUAGCGGCCUUUAAGAAUGUCCUUGGGGAGGAUCAAUACAUUGGUAGUGGACCGUGGUGCUGGAUAAAGGGUUGUAUGAACAACAGUGAACUUAUUCUGUGGAUGACCUUAACCGGAAAAGGUUGGGAGGUCAUGACCUACAUUAUCACAGCAUUCCUCUACAUUUAUCUCAAAUACUACAUGAUUAAAAAGCGUCGUCAAGAGCGCAGACCCAACCUUCGCUACAGUCAUAUCUCAAUCAGUCUCCGUGAUGAAGACGAGAACUAUGUGCUGCUGUGGCUCGUUCUUUAUAUCCUUAGAAUCUGGGGGACAGCCAGAUACGGUAUACUUAUAUAUAGAGUCGCGAAUGGUGUGGAAAUGGUGAACAAAUUAUAUCCCGUGGACAUGGUGCUUAUGCACAUUCAGAGUGUAGGAGAUAGUGCCCAGGCGUUUUUUAAUUGUCUACUGUUUUGUGUUAAGGAUACCGCAGUCAGACAUGGACUCUUAAGGAUGCUCUGUCGGAGAGAUCAGGACCGACAACUCAAUGAUUAUACCCGGCUAUAGCACGUGACAAGGUGCGCCAAAAUUUUGAAAUUCUCGGACGAUAAAAGCUGAUUUUAAAAACUAGACAUCGGUCUAAGGAUAAAAUGAGAAUUCAUUAAGAGGCACAUAACCUGAGUAUUAUGGAUUUCUCAUGAUAAGAGAAGGUGUAUACUUUUUUUUUUUACUGUUUCCUAUACCUUAAAUAUACACUACAUAUACAGGAUAAAGCAGAUUAAACAUUAUGUGUUUUACUCUGUUUCAUUCGUGGAGGAAGUAAUGCUAAAGAAUUCUAUAAGUUGACAUGCUUAGUGCAAUUAAUUGACUGAUAAACGACCAUGGUUUUCUUGAGAUAUCGGAGAGAAAAUUCAGUUGAGAAACAGUAUUCAAACUCAACGUCAUUUUAAACAAUACAAAUCGGGAGCAGAGGAAACACGGGCCUCCAAAAGUUUGCGAAGUGGGAGGUGCCUUGGAGGAGUGAGCGUUCCCUGACGCCCAGUCACAUCCGCCAUGUGCUUCAUGCUUCUGGCUGGAUUGACUUCACCAUUAACCGGAAGUUACAUUUCAUUGGAAGCACAUGGCAACAUAUAACAUACGAAACCAAUUAGAAUACUCAAAACAUAUCCGCAAAGAUAUAUUACAAGAAGAUGCAAAACACAACCGUCAAUUGCUCCAGCAGGAUAACCAUAUAUUUUCAAAAUAAAGACAACUGUUUUAUAAGCUUACUUGUCACAGAACCGUUUGCUUGCAUGAAUGGUUGUAUCUUUAUGUAUAUCUAGUCAAUCAUUUACAAAUAAUGUAUAUAUGUAGUAUAUCUUUUUUUGGGUCCGAGGAUGAGGAACCCAUAUACUUGUACUAACAGCUUUUUCUUGAAGUUUUGGAUUUCUGAUCCUAACUGAUGGUAACGGUGACUGAAAUUUUGAAAAAGUGAAUCAAAUAAUAGAGUAGGAGAGACGUCGUUUGUUGCAAAAAAGUACAAUAAAAAAUUAACACUAAAAUGUAGUUUUUUUUUCUAUAUUUCAAAAUUCUCAAAAUAUUUUCUGUUAAAGAAGUCCGAAGUCCAGAACGUCUUGAUAUACCGUAUAUACUAUCCUAUCGGUCCGCCUAAAAGUCGGUUUAUUUUUAGAGAUAAUAUUUGUUGGAAUUUGCCAUUGACCUGCAAAUAAGUCGGUAUAAUUUUUACCAGAAUCGAUUGACAAUUCAAAAUCAAUGUUCUGAUAUUUUAAUCUGGUUUCAAUUCAUAUUUUAGAAAUGAUGCCAAAGUGAAAUCUUAAAUUAUUAAAAAAAAUAAUUCAUGCACACUUAAGUUAUAUUCGAUG
Molecule: messenger RNA, 2316 nt
Organism: Saccostrea cuccullata (small rock oyster)
Lineage: Eukaryota; Metazoa; Mollusca; Bivalvia; Ostreida; Ostreidae
Product: G-protein coupled receptor 157-like
Exons: 4
Coding region: 188-1021 (277 amino acids)
Biological process (GO): adenylate cyclase-activating G protein-coupled receptor signaling pathway
Cellular component (GO): plasma membrane
Molecular function (GO): G protein-coupled receptor activity
Source: RefSeq, a predicted model, not a curated record